This is a messenger RNA of Indicator indicator, 1896 nucleotides long. It is a transcript of the gene GALNT3, whose product is annotated as polypeptide N-acetylgalactosaminyltransferase 3. The transcript has 10 exons. Bases 1 to 1896 code for a protein of 631 amino acids. The record is from RefSeq and is a predicted model, not a curated record. Gene Ontology annotation, cellular component: Golgi apparatus. Lineage: Eukaryota; Metazoa; Chordata; Aves; Piciformes; Indicatoridae.
AUGGCGUUGAAAAAAAUACCUAAAAUAUUCAAGAAAUUUUUUCAGUGGAAACUCUGGAAGUUUAGCAUUAUUGUGUUAGUUUUUCUAGUAUUUUUAUUUUUAUUGCAAAGAGAAGUGGGUGUUCAAGAUUUUAAAGAUGAAACUGGCAUUGAGCCAGCUGUUGGAAAGAAAAGUCACGUAUUGGGUCUUGUAUUAAAUGCUAUGAACAAUAUCAAAGGUGCAAAGCCAAAAAUGCAGAUAAAAGCACCCGUUAGGCAAACUAAAAUUCCUGGAGAGAGACACUGCUUGCCAGGACACUACACUGCAGUGGAACUAAAACCCUUUCUGGAUCGACCCCUUCAAGAUCCUAAUGCUCCUGGUGCUUCUGGUAAAGCUUUUAAAACCAUCAACUUGAGUCCAGAAGAACAGAAAGAGAAACAGCGUGGAGAAGAAAAACACUGUUUUAAUGCAUUUGCGAGUGAUAGGAUUUCUUUACACCGAGAUCUUGGACCAGACACUCGACCUCCUGAAUGUAUUGAACAAAAGUUUAAGCGUUGCCCGCCAUUGCCAAGCACAAGUAUUAUAAUAGUUUUUCAUAAUGAAGCAUGGUCCACUCUACUGAGAACUGUUCACAGUGUGAUGUAUACAUCUCCUGCCAUUCUGCUCAAGGAGAUUAUUUUGGUGGAUGAUGCCAGUGUAGAUGAAUAUUUGCAUGAUAAACUAGAUGAAUAUGUGAAACAAUUUCACAUAGUUAAAGUAGUUCGCCAAAAGGAAAGAAAAGGUCUAAUCACUGCACGGUUGUUGGGAGCUUCCGUAGCAACAGGAGAAACCCUUACCUUUCUGGAUGCUCAUUGUGAAUGCUUUUAUGGCUGGUUAGAGCCAUUAUUGGCAAGAAUAGCUGAGAAUCCUGUUGCUGUUGUAAGUCCUGAUAUUGCUUCUAUAGAUCUCAAUACUUUUGAAUUUAGUAAACCUUCUCCUUAUGGGCAUAGCCACAACAGAGGAAAUUUUGAUUGGAGUUUGUCAUUUGGAUGGGAGUCUCUUCCUAAACAGGAACGUGAAAGAAGAAAAGAUGAAACCUAUCCAAUUAGAACACCUACUUUUGCUGGAGGUCUCUUUUCAAUAUCAAAAGACUACUUUGAACACAUUGGAAGCUACGAUGAAGAAAUGGAAAUAUGGGGAGGUGAAAAUAUAGAAAUGUCUUUCAGAGUAUGGCAAUGUGGUGGACAGUUGGAGAUCAUGCCUUGCUCUGUUGUUGGCCAUGUCUUUCGCAGCAAGAGUCCUCAUACUUUCCCAAAAGGUACUCAAGUGAUCACACGUAAUCAAGUCCGCCUUGCAGAAGUGUGGAUGGAUGAAUAUAAAGAAAUAUUUUACCGAAGAAACACAGAAGCUGCAAAAAUUGUGAAACAAAAAGCAUUUGGAGAUAUAUCGAAAAGACUUGACUUAAGACAGCGUCUUCAGUGUAAAAAUUUUACCUGGUAUCUCAGUAAUGUUUAUCCAGAAGUCUAUGUGCCAGACUUGAAUCCUUUGUUUUCUGGAUAUUUAAAAAAUAUAGGGAACCGCAUGUGUCUGGAUGUUGGUGAAACUAACCAUGGUGGCAAACCAUUGAUUAUGUAUUCCUGUCACGGACUUGGAGGAAAUCAGUACUUUGAAUAUUCUGCACACCAUGAAAUUCGACAUAACAUUCAGAAGGAGCUUUGUCUGCAUGCCUCUAAAGGACCUGUGCAGCUUCAUGAAUGUAACUACAAAGGCCAGAAAACCCUUACUGUUGGAGAACAGCAAUGGCUGCAUCAAAAGGAUCAAACUCUAUACAAUACAGCACUACACAUGUGCCUUACAGGAAACGGCGAGCAUCCGAGUUUGGUACCCUGUAAUCCAUCAGACUCCUUCCAGAAAUGGAUCUUUGGCCAGAACAAUUAA